Schizophyllum commune H4-8 is the source of this 1270-nucleotide messenger RNA. RefSeq lists its product as uncharacterized. Lineage: Eukaryota; Fungi; Basidiomycota; Agaricomycetes; Agaricales; Schizophyllaceae. The record is from RefSeq and is a predicted model, not a curated record. The coding region runs from base 293 to 1048 and encodes 251 amino acids. The transcript is spliced from 2 exons.
GGACGACGGCCUUUGACCUCGGCAUUCCAGCGAGCGACAUCCGGGGUUCAGGCCCACUGUUGCCAGAGGCGCCCUGGUCCGCACCUAACGGUGACUGAUCAGCUGGGGAAAGCGCUGGCGUUGGUGAAUCACCUGCUCCGCUCGGUCUCGCUUGCUGGACGACGGCCCCGGCGGCCUGCGACGUCGACAUCGACUCCGACACCGACAUAGUCCGCGAGCGUCGUCCGGGUUCAGGACCACAGCGAUCUGUCCUCCCCGGUCCGCAUAUCCUAGGGUGUGUUGGUCAGCCGGGAUGAGCACUGCGCUGUGGAGUCAACCUGCUCGCGCGGACGCCUCGUGGACUCGACGGCAACAACGACCGCGCGACUUCGACUUCGACUUCGACUUCGACUUCGACUUCGACUUCGGCGCCGUCCGCAAGCGUCGUCCGGGCCAUGUCUGUUUGCUCGUGGUCACUUGGGAACUCGAGUACUGCCAGCGUCCGUUCUGGAGGUCGCUCAUCCGUCCGGCCAUUCCUUCAGAACGCGUCAAGCACAUCGAACUAAGAAAUGACAAUCGACGCGACUCUGAUAACUCUCUUACAUGCAUGCUCAAGCACCUCUUGGACGAGGAGGACACGGAGCACGCGUUUGUGCCGUUCGACAAACGCACUACUCAUCAAGAACACGGGCGGCCUCAGCACGCUUCAGAUGUACGCGAUCGUCGACGAGACGCUCCUGCAAUUCAAGGCCGAUGGCCGCAUCAUCCCGAAAUUAUCCCCGCUCGCGCCUUCUGCGGCGCAUUAUUCAACACGCUGAACGCCUACGGUCUCUCCCUCUCCCUCCUCAACCUCUGGCACAUCGCGAUGACCACCCGUCUCUCCGCGGCUGCUUGCAUAGCCAACGUCGCCAUGUGUCUUGCCCGACCCGUCCAAGUUGCCGGUCUCAAGUGGUACGGGCUGGCACUUCUGGAGUAUUACUUCACUCGCCUCACCCACGUCGCUCACCUCUCUCGGUUUGUCAUCUCUCCGCCCUGCCGUCUCAGAAACUCGCUCGCGCUGUCCCUGUAAGCGCACCUCGUUCACGAUCCUGCUGGCGCCACCGCCUUCCCCCAGCACCAGAUUCUCGUGCGCGUCGAGAUGCACCUCUUCACCUGAAGCCCCCGCUCUCAGACUGACACAACCCCGCGGUCUGCUUGCCCGGAUGGAGCCCACCCAGGGACCGUCUGGUAGCUGUACCUGCGCUUCUAGGUGGGCUAGAGCCUCUGCCUUUCGAAAACGCCGUAUGUGUCU